CACGAGCGCGGGGUGACGGGCACGAGCGCGGGGUGACGGGCACGAGCGUGAGGAGCCGGAGCCGGAGCCGAGUGAGUGAGGAGCCAAUAUGCCGCCCGUGGACAAGCUGUUGCUGGAGGAGGCGCUGCUGGACAGCCCGCAGACACGGUCCCUGCUGAGUGUGUUUGAGGAAGAUGCGGGCACGUUAACUGAGUUCACAAACCAGCUGUUGCAAGCCAUGCAGAGGGUCUAUGGUGCUCAGAAUGAAAUGAGUAUUGCCACACAACAGCUGUCCAAACAGCUCAUUGCAUAUGAAAAGCAGAACUUUGCCUUGAGUAAAGGGGACGAUGAAGUGAUUUCUACCCUUCACCGCUUUGCCAGAGUUGUGGAUGAGCUAAAUUCUCUCCACACAGAGUUGGCGAAACAAGUUGCUGACACCAUGAUAUUCCCAAUGAUACAGUUCAGGGAAAGAGAUCUCACGGAAGUAAGCACUUUAAAAGAUUUGUUUCUACUUGCUAGUAAUGAACAUGAUGUGGCAAUGGCGAAAUACAGCAAGCUACCCAAGAAAAGAGAAAAUGAAAAGUUGAAGGCGGAGGUGGUAGCAGAAGUAUCAGCUACGAGGAGAAAACAGCAUCAUUCUUCCUUGCAGUAUUACUGUGCCUUAAAUGCGCUGCAGCACAGGAAGCGAGUGGCUAUGCUGGACCCAUUACUUGGCUUCACUCAGGCACAGAUCAACUUUUUCAAGAUGGGAGUGGAGAUGUUUUCCAAGAAAUUGGAUGAUUUUUUGUCUUCUGUUGCAACAAUGGUCCAAAGUAUCCAAGGACAACUGGACACAGAGGCUGAGACUAUGAGACUGACCCAGCAGGAGUUGUUGCUGGCCAGUGAGACCACCUACAUGCCCGACAACAACACCACUACAUCCAAAAAAGCCAACAGGAACCUCCUCCAAAAGGCCGGCUAUCUCAAUAUUCGAACUAAAACCGGCCUGGUGUCGACGUCGUGGGACAGGCUGUACUUCUUCACCCAAGGAGGUAACCUGAUGUGUCAGCCGCGAGGGGCGGUGGCUGGCGGGCUCAUCUUGGACCUGGAUAAUUGUUCCGUCAUGGCUGUCGAUUGUGAAGACAGACGGUACUGCUUUCAGAUUGUGUCACCAUCAGGAAAGAUGAACAUUAUCCUACAAGCAGAAGGCAAGCAAGAGUAUGAAGAGUGGAUUUGCACCAUCAAUAAUAUAUCCAGGCAGAUCUACCUCACUGACAAUCCAGAGGCAAUUGCAAUCAGGCUGAACGAGACAGCAGUGCAAGCAGUGACACCAAUGUCCACGUUUCAGAAGAAACACGAAAGUUUUCGUCCUAAGCAAGUUGAGAGUGAUGGUGCUGAAGCUGCCAGGAGUGAGAAGAGUGUGACUGAAGUCCCAGAAUCAGCAGAUCCACUCAUAAUUCCGGGAACUCCGAUUCGUUUUGACCUGUGUCCAGCAAGUGAAGAUAGUGAACAGUAUCGGUCCAGCAGCGGACGCACAAACCCGUUUGGAGAAUCGUGCCCGGAGAAAGACGCUACUCCAGAAGAUUCCCUGCUGCACCAAGUGUUUACCGUGAGAUUUCUGGGCUCCAUAGAAACGAAAACGGACCAGGGAGAUGAAGUGAUCUACGAGACAAUGCGGCAGGUUCUGGCUGCACGGGCCAUCCAUAACGUCUUCCGUAUGACCGAGUACCAAAUGGUGGUCAGCUCCAGGAGGCUGAGGUUCAUUGAUCCACAAACUCAGAAUACAAUAAGUUUUCCCCUCAGUGACGUGCCUCUAUCUGCCAGCCAUCAAGAUAACAAGAGGUUGAUUGGCUUUGUGGCACGAGCUCCUGACCUGCACAUGGAGAACGGAGCAUCGCUGAACUGCUGCAUCUUUGAAACCAAUGACGAUGGCAACGAGAUAUGUUCCAUUAUAGAUUUCGGAAGGAAGAUUACUCAGGUCGAGAAGGAUCCAGAGGCUUUGGCUGCACUGAUGAAGGCGACAGAACUGAGUGCCGAUGGCAAAUUCUUUCUACUGGGUCAAACGGAUAAAGAUGAAACAGACGCUUGUUUAGAAUCGGAAGCCUAGAUCGAUGUGAAGUGAUGCAGUCUCAGCUAAAAAACAUCUGCACUCCCUAACUCCCUUUCCUUCUCCGAUCUGACUUUGCUUCAAUUUUACACAAGUGAAGCUGUGGGCAAACUAUGUGAAGGCCUUUCUUUUCAGCAGGGGAUACAGAAUCACUAUCAUUUUACCUGUAAUCAGAUGAAUCACAGCUGAUUUACACAUUCACUCACACACUUGCAUUAAUAUUUUAAAAGCCUUAGACCAGUCACACUUCAGAGCUUUGAGGAACCCCAGCCUUUUACAGUCAAAUAGAAAGAUUUGUAUUAAUGACAUCUUUCAAAACCUCAUAUUCGCAAAGUGCUUUUUACUUUACAUUGCAGUGUUGGCUAGAUGUGGUGCUAAGAUUACAGAUCUUACUGUAGGUAAAUUAGCCAAGUUAACCCCAAAAAAGUAUAUUACAAUCGGCUACAUAUUUAACCUGUGUGUGUAUAAUUGUGUGUGUGUGACAGGUUUUUGCAGGAUAGCAAUCUGUGAUAAAGCUGGAGUACUAACCCUGGAGUAUUAUGUUCAGUUAAGUUAAAUACAUCAGUAUUCUUGGUUAGAUGCAUCCUGGAAUUUUAAACAUUGAUUGAUGACAUGUCCUCUUGAGUAAGGAGUGUGAUUUUCACAUCUGCACAGGACAAUGUUCUCAUUUACUCACUUACAAGCUAUGCGUUAAAGAGACUUUAAUCACACAAAGGGGAAGGGUUACAUUUGACAUUGUUGGGACUAGAUUCACAAUACUGAGAACAUUGUUGGUCUCCAAGGAGCUGGGAACAGUUGAAGAAAGGCAGGUGAUACAGACCUUGUGUCAGUGGGUGGGAGAAGAGUGAAUACUGGCAUAUUUAUAAUUGUAAUAUAGUUGUACAUGUGGAGGGGCGGCAGGCUAGGAGGACAGGAGGUGAGGAGCAACUUUAGAGAGGUGUAUAAAACCAUGACAGGAACGAUAGGGUGAAUGCAUAGUCUUUUACCUGGGGAAUCAAUGGGUGAGAGGGGAAAGUAUUAAUAGGAACAUGAGGGAGAACGUCUUCAUUCACAGGGUGUGGGGUAUAUGGAACAGACUGCCACAGGAAGUAGUUGAGGUAGGUGCAAUAGCAGCAUUUAAAAGACUCUUGAUAAGUACGUAGAUAGGAAGCCAAGGGAGAUACAGGCCAAACGGGACUAGUUUAGAUGAGGUGUCUUGGUCGGCAUGAAUGAGUUGAUCAGAAGGGCCUGUUUCCACAUUGUAUGAUGCAUGUCCAUCCCUCCUCUCAGAGCAGCACCAUUUCAAUCCUGCCCCCUCACACAUUACAGGAAGGGAAUAGAUUGCUUGAAUACACUUACACACAGACCUUUUUGAACUAUGAUAAACCAAAAACAUGUAGAUGAGUUCAUGACAUGUACAUACUCCGAACACGUGUUUCUACGCCUUACUUCAGAGAGACUGGACAUGGUAGAGUCGAGCAUUCUAACUCAGUGCACUGCCAGAACUGUCAGCUUUGGGAUAUUAUUGUAGGACUAAUCUUCAUGAACUAACUUCAUAAAAUUGAUAACAACGCCUCCCCAACCCAGGAGAACAAGGGCAGGAUUACUGCACCCAGAGCACAGCAGAGCUCAGAUUCCCUGUCAGGAAGGUGGAGGCGGCAGAAGUUCUCCCUCUUCCACCUCCAUUUACAAUACAGGUGGAUCGAGGCCUAAUGUCUGUGUGGCUGUGAGGAACAGUAGUAAGAAUAGGGCUGCAUGUUUCUGAGCUUUCCACAAACAUUGCACCUCCAAACAGAUGUGACAUUGCACAGCAGGUGUAAAUAACUGCCACUAAUGUAUGAGGCGUGCCCUAGUAUUGCGGCUUUAUUUCUGGUCAUAUCUACUGAUGGACCCACAAAUUGCUGCUAAUGCAACCUCUAAAACAUUGCAAAUAAGAUUGAUAUUUUGCUUUUUGUGGAUAAUAAACAGAAAUCUAGAAAUUAAA
Messenger RNA from Amblyraja radiata (thorny skate), 4028 nucleotides. It is a transcript of the gene appl2, whose product is annotated as adaptor protein, phosphotyrosine interaction, PH domain and leucine zipper containing 2. The record is from RefSeq and is a predicted model, not a curated record. Gene Ontology annotation, biological process: signaling. Gene Ontology annotation, molecular function: protein binding. The transcript has 21 exons. Bases 89 to 2065 code for a protein of 658 amino acids. Gene Ontology annotation, cellular component: endosome membrane; cytoplasm. NCBI's taxonomy places the organism in Eukaryota, Metazoa, Chordata, Chondrichthyes, Rajiformes, Rajidae.